UAUGGACAAUUAGUAAGUGUCAAUUAAUUAAAUUUAAUUAAAUGGUUUGUCAUUAAAUGUGUCUGACAUUAUUCGUUAUUCUUAAUUUUGAACAACUUAUGGGAUAAUUGGAUUCGUAUCUCUGUCAUCUGUUGUGUUUAUUAGUUCAAUAGCAAGCAAGUCCAACUUUCCAUAAGGAAGGACCGCCUAUAAAUUAAGGUUAUCUCUCGAAAAUGCAAAACAUCGUAAACUCUGUAAAAAGUUCGGCGCUUGGCGUUGCCGAAUAUUUAACUCCGGUCCUGAAGGAAUCAAAAUUCCAAGAAACUGGAGUUAUCACGCCGGAAGAAUUUGUCGCUGCGGGCGAUCAUUUGGUCCACCACUGUCCAACUUGGCAAUGGGUUGCUGGUGACGAGUCCAAAGCUAAACCAUAUCUUCCAAAAGAUAAGCAAUUUCUUAUCACGAAAAAUGUCCCCUGCUACAAAAGAUGUGAACAGAUGGAGUACGACAGGGAACAAGAAAAACUACUCGACGAAGGCGACGAAGAUGGCGGCUGGGUCGACACUCAUCACUAUGAACCUGCCCUCAACCAAAAAGUUCAAGAUAUGACGAUCGACGCUUCAUCAAACUCCCAAUCUAGCAAGGAGAGUCCUACCUCCUCGAAAGAUAAAUCUGCAAAAUCUUCUCCCCCCGUUGCCUCCACUCCCGUAGGUGACGACGAUGACGAGGAGGUCGCCGUCGACAUGGAGGAAUUUGAAGCGGCCGGACUUCUGGAUGAGGAUGAUGUCCAAACUCGCGUCACUAAACCUGACGCUAUCGCUGAUCUCAGCGGUGGUGGUGGAGAUCACGGCGAAAUCGUUCAAACUCGAACUUACGAUAUGCACAUCACUUAUGACAAGUACUACCAGACACCGCGACUCUGGCUGUUCGGAUAUGACGAGAACCAGAAAGUGCUCCAUGUCGACGAAAUGUACAAAGAUGUGAGUCAAGACCACGCCAAGAAGACCGUUACAAUGGAAAGUCAUCCUCACCUUUCAGGCGUCAUUGCCGCCUCCGUCCAUCCCUGCCGACAUGCUGAAGUGAUGAAAAAGAUUAUCCAAACUGUGACGGAAGGUGGAAAAGAGCUUGGCGUGCACAUGUAUCUCAUCAUCUUUUUGAAAUUUGUUCAAGCCGUCAUUCCAACCAUUGAGUACGACUACACACAAAACUUUUCUCUCUAAAAAAAUACGUGGGGUAGUUGCCUUUUUGUCAAAAGUUCAACUAAAACUACCCUGUGCGAACUUACGAUGAGGUGACGGGUUCCAAUUUAAAUAACCUUUGUACGACAGCAAUAUCAAAAUUAUUAUUAAUUCGUGUACAAUUAAUUAAUGAUUGUGAUCCAAGUCUUCUUAAUUAAUUAUCUUAAUUAUCCAACUGUAUUUAUUUAUUAGCGAGGAGUCUUUUAGUGACAAAUAUUAUAUGAUAAUAAAUUUAAAAACUGCUCAGUAAUAAAAUUCGUUUUGGUACCAGA
This is a messenger RNA of Folsomia candida, 1486 nucleotides long. RefSeq names its product ubiquitin-like-conjugating enzyme ATG3 (gene Atg3). Gene Ontology annotation, cellular component: cytoplasmic ubiquitin ligase complex; cytosol. Lineage: Eukaryota; Metazoa; Arthropoda; Collembola; Entomobryomorpha; Isotomidae. The transcript has 7 exons. Bases 213 to 1196 code for a protein of 327 amino acids. The record is from RefSeq and is a predicted model, not a curated record. Gene Ontology annotation, biological process: nucleophagy; autophagy of mitochondrion; autophagosome assembly. Gene Ontology annotation, molecular function: Atg8-family ligase activity.